GGUGCGCUGUGUCCCUCGGACACAGCGGAUCACCGAUCACGGAAAGAGCCGAAGAUGUCGGCUCGGUCAUGUGAUCAGCGAGGGGACAUGUACACUGAUCAUCAGGGCACUGAUGAUCAGUGUGCCCUGAUGAUCAGUGUAGCCCCAGCAGCGCCACCUGUCAGUGUCCAUCAGUGCCUCAUGUCAGUGCUCAUCAGUUCCUCGUGCCAGUGCCCAUCAGUGCCACAUCAAUGCCACAUAUCAGUGCCUACCAGUGCACAUCAAUGCCACAUAUCAGUGUCCAUCUGAGCUGCCUUUCAGUGUCACCCAUCAGUGCCAGUCAGUGCCACCUAUCAAUGUCAAUCAGUGCCACCUAUCAGUGCCACCUAUCAGUGCGCAUCAGUGCAGCCUAUCAGUGCCAGUCAGUGCCGCCUAUCAGUGCUGCCUAUCAGUGCCAUAUAUCAGUGCCAUGUAUCAGUGCUGCCUUUCAGUGCCCAUCAGUGAUGCCUGUCAAUGCCCAUCAGUGCCACCUACCAGUGCCUCCUCAUCAGUGCCCAUCAGUGCCACCUAUCAGUGUCCAUCAGUGCAGCCUAUCAGUGCCCAUCACUACAGCCUCAUUAGCGCAUAUCAGUGAAGGAGAAAAAAUCACUUAUUUACAAAAUUUUAUAACAAAAACUAAGAAAAAAACUUUUUUUUUCAAAAUUUUCAGUGGUUUUUGUUUUGUUUAAGAAAAAAUAA
Molecule: messenger RNA, 717 nt
Organism: Staurois parvus
Lineage: Eukaryota; Metazoa; Chordata; Amphibia; Anura; Ranidae
Source: the annotation of a GenBank genome assembly